This is a messenger RNA of Populus euphratica (Euphrates poplar), 2169 nucleotides long. RefSeq names its product ankyrin repeat domain-containing protein 13C-like. Lineage: Eukaryota; Viridiplantae; Streptophyta; Magnoliopsida; Malpighiales; Salicaceae. The record is from RefSeq and is a predicted model, not a curated record. Gene Ontology annotation, cellular component: cytoplasm. Gene Ontology annotation, molecular function: protein binding. The coding region runs from base 125 to 1918 and encodes 597 amino acids. The transcript is spliced from 2 exons.
AUAAGACACAAAACAAGCAUAAGUGUCUCCUUCCAUCCCUCUUCAAAAUCAUUGCCUGUCCCCUCCCUAACUCUCUUAAUUUUUUUCUCUCUCGGACAAGACCAAAACUAAACUAAGCUAAGCAAUGUCCAAAUCCACCUCAACGUCGUCUUCUUCAGCAUCAACGACACCGUCUCCUUCAAUAAAACCAGAAUCCUACUCUCACAGUCCAGUCCACUACGCCGUCGUGCUGGGGGACCACACAACCCUCACACGCCUCCUCUCCACUCUCCCCAGACUCACCGAUCCCACCAAAAUCCACACGGAGUCUGACUCGCUGAGUCAAGAACAACUUGUCGACAAAAUAUCCUCUCUCGUCGACCGCCGUGAUGUCCCUUACCGUGAAACGCCUCUCCACCUUGCUGUCCGCUUAAACGACCUCUUCGCCGCCAAAGCCCUUGCAGCUGCUGGAGCUGACGUGUCGUUACAGAACUCCGCUGGUUGGAACCCCCUCCAGGAGGCAUUAUGUCGCCGGUACUCGGAAAUCGCUCUCAUUCUUCUCCGUCUCCACCACCGCUCCGCCUGGUCCAAGUGGCGACGCCGCUUGCCUCGUCUCACUGCCGUCCUUCGCCGAAUGCGCGACUUCUACAUGGAAAUUUCCUUCCACUUUGAAAGCUCAGUCAUUCCUUUUGUAAACAAACUCGCACCAUCGGACACGUACAAGAUCUGGAAACGUGACGCUAAUCUCCGAGCCGAUACUACCUUAGCCGGCUUCGACGGCUUGAAAAUCCAGCGCGCCGAUCAAAGCUUCCUCUUCCUCGGCGACGGUGAACAAACUCACUCCAUUCCUCCCGGUUCUCUCUUAGUUCUUAACCAUGAUGAACGUAAAAUCUUCGAUGCAUUCGAAUCAGCGGGAUCUCCGAUGAGCGAGUCUGAUAUCGCCGGAUUCUGUUCCCAAACGAGCGUUUACCGUCCCGGGAUGGAUGUCACUAAAGCCGAAUUAAUAAGCCGAACGAAUUGGCGACGACAAGAGAAAACAGAAUCUGUUGGCGAAUGGAAAGCUAAAGUUUACGAAUUAAACAACGUCGUUUUCAGCUUUCGAUCUCGUAAAGUAAGCGAAAACGACGUCGCAGGAAGCGAGCAAGUUUUGCCGUUAGAGCUUGAUGAAGAUGGUGACGGCUUUUUAGUGGCUGAAAAUCCUAGCUUCCUUAAUUUUGAAUUUAAUAACGGAAAUGAGAGUAAAAGGAGGCAUAGCAGUUUUGUGAGGGAGGAGAGGGAGUUUGUGAGUGUAGGGAGGAAAAGUGUGGAUAUUUAUCCGUCCUCUACGGUGGCGGAGAGGAGGAGGGUGGUGGCGGUGCCCGAAAAAGUGAAGGAGAAAGAGUAUGUGAGGAGUUUGAAGCCGUCAGUUUGGUUAACGGAACAAUUUCCGCUAAAGAUUGAGGAGCUAUUGCCGUUACUUGAUAUCUUAGCGAAUAAAGUCAAAGCUGUGAGGAGAAUGCGUGAAUUGCUCACCACUAAAUUCCCGGCGGGAACUUUUCCGGUUAAGGUGGCGAUCCCGGUGGUCCCGACAGUGAGGGUGGUGAUAACAUUCACUAAAUUUGUCGAGUUACCACCAACUGAACAAUUCUACACUCCACUUUCAAGUCCAAGACAUUUUGGUGGUCUUGUAGGAAGUAGAGCAGGAAUAUCAGAUGAUGAUAAAAAAUCAGACACACUUUAUUCAUCAUUACCGUUGUCUUCGUCUUCAACUUCGACCUCAUGGUUGCGGCGAAACAGCAGCCAGUCUGCGAGCAAGCACCACCACCGACAUGGUUCUUCAGUGGGGCGGCUGCAGCAGCAAGCUGACCCUUUUGCUAUACCAAGUGGAUAUACAUGGACAAGUGUUGAUGACAAGUCUAGCAAAAUGAAGAAAUCCAAGUCUGUCAGGAAAUCUAAGUAGCGAAUGAGCAAAAGACACAAUGAGGAAAUUCAUUUAGGGCAAAGAUAAGAAAGUAGAUGGUUGGUGAUGAUUAAUUAACUGCAUUCAUGUAAUUUGAGCUUGCAAAUAUAAAUGGAAUCAUAUUGAGCCCUUGAUUUGUGUGGUCAAUGAUGGGUCUGACAACACAGUGAUUAGAAGGUAAACUAAUGCCUAGAUUUUUUUAAAAAAUUUUAUUGCUUCAUUUAGUGAAUUAGAUCAUGCUGGUUUCGCCA